UAAGAACUCGGCAAUUCCCCUCCUGCCGCUUUGAUUUCGGGCACCUCCAGCAGAUAAUUGGGAAGGGUUUCCAGAAGGUGGGAAAUGUCACCUGAUUCACACUGAACUUUUAAAAGCUCCCCACCCCCAAGGAGCGGCGCACACCCGCGCUAGCGGCCGCCCUCCCGCUGCCCCACACCCUGGGAGACCGCCCACCGCACACCGAGGAGACCCCCGUCCAGAUUUAAAGCGCGGCUGCGCCCGGCUCCUGACGUCCAUUGAAUCGCGCGGCGGCCGGCGGCGAGCGCAGGGCUGCGCCGGGAUCGCUGCGCCCUCCGCCGCCCGCCUCUGCGCCCGCCCGGGCCACCGCCGCUCCUCGCCCCGCGCCUGCCCCACGAUGGGCCGCUCCCGGCACCAGCCCGGCGGGCUCUGCCUCCUGCUGCUGCUGCUCUGCCAGUUCAUGGAGGACCGAAGCGCCCAGGCUGGGAACUGCUGGCUCCGCCAAGCCAAAAACGGCCGCUGCCAGGUCCUGUACAAGACCGAGCUGAGCAAGGAGGAAUGCUGCAGCACCGGCCGCCUGAGCACCUCGUGGACCGAGGAGGAUGUCAAUGACAACACGCUCUUCAAGUGGAUGAUUUUCAACGGGGGCGCCCCCAACUGCAUCCCCUGUCAAGAAACGUGCGAAAACGUAGACUGUGGCCCCGGGAGAAAAUGCCGGAUGAACAAGAAAAACAAACCCCGCUGCGUCUGCGCCCCAGAUUGCUCCAACAUCACCUGGAAAGGCCCCGUCUGUGGGCUGGACGGGAAAACCUACCGCAAUGAGUGUGCGCUCCUCAAGGCCAGGUGCAAAGAGCAGCCCGAGCUGGAAGUCCAGUACCAGGGCAAAUGCAAAAAGACCUGCCGGGACGUCCUCUGCCCGGGCAGCUCCACGUGCGUGGUGGACCAGACCAACAACGCCUACUGUGUGACGUGUAACCGCAUCUGCCCCGAGCCCGCCUCCUCGGAGCAGUAUCUCUGCGGCAACGACGGCGUGACCUACUCCAGUGCCUGCCACCUGCGGAAGGCCACCUGCCUGCUGGGCAGGUCCAUCGGACUAGCCUACGAGGGAAAGUGUGUCAAAGCAAAGUCCUGUGAAGACAUCCAGUGCAGCGGCGGGAAAAAGUGCCUGUGGGACUUCAAGGUGGGCAGGGGCCGGUGCUCCCAGUGCGGGGAGCUGUGCCCAGAGGGCAAGUCCGAGGAGCCGGUCUGCGCCAGCGACAACGCCACCUACGCCAGCGAGUGCGCCAUGAGGGAGGCCGCGUGCUCCUCCGGCGUGCUGCUGGAGGUGAAGCACUCCGGGUCCUGCAACUGAAUCUGCCCGUAAAACCUGAGCCAUUGAGUCUUCAGAACUUUCUGCAGUUUUUGACUUCAUAGAUUAUUUUUUUUAAGUUUUUAAAAACAUUGCGUAACAGCAGAUGCCAAAAACCAAAAAAAAAAAAAAAAGCAUCUCACUGCAAGUCACGUAAAACUGCAACGCCGUGACGUGGCGGUGUCAGAGGGCUUUGAAAACAUGCGCUGAGCUGCUUCCGCGCUGUCGUUGUCCGUGUUUAAACAGCGGCUCCCCUGUGUUCCCCAUCUAGCCAUUUCGGAAGACACCGAGGAAGAGGAGGAAGAUGAAGACCAGGACUACAGCUUUCCUAUAUCUUCCAUUCUAGAGUGGUAAACCCUCCACCCGUGUUCAGUGCUGGCAUAGCCUUUGGGCAAAAAAAAAAAAAAGAAAAGGAAAGGAAAGAAAAGAAAAGAGGAAAGAAAAAUAUAUAUUGUCCAUACUGUAAAUAAGUGUAUGCUUAUUUAUUUGGGGGGAAAAGUAUACAUAAAGGACCUUUGCCCUAAAGCUCUCUCCCAGGCCACUUGUUGCCCAUUGGACACGGAGAGGCAGUCCUGUGAGGUCCACUGGAUGAGGCGCAUAGUUGAGACUUGUAGACCUUUAUUUAUACUGUGUCAUGUUUUAUAAUUUAUACAUAAAAUGUCUGGUUGACUGUACACCUUGUUUUUUGAAGAAAUUUAUUCGUGAAAGGAAGAGCAGUUGUUAUUUAUUGUGAGGUCUCUUGCUUGUAAAGUUAAAGCUUUUUUUUUUCCUUGUAAACCAUCGAAGUCCAUUCCUGACCACUCACACACACCCGUGCCCCUCCCUGCGCUCUUGUCGGACCCCCUUCCACCCGAACAGACUCACUCGCAUGUCAGUUUGUCGUGUUUAUUUAUUGGAUUCUCUGCUGCCUGUUCUGCCCGCGCACACGUGUGUGCACACACGCUCCCUCGGGUUUUGUUUACAAGGAAUCUUGGCUGACCAAAAGGCAUUGCGACUGACCCAGCGAGGGUACAGAGGACCCAGCUUUGAGGGAGCUCCUGCCUCGGUUCUCUUGGGCUGAUGCGGACCUCCGGGACAGGGAGGCAACAGCAGUGUCAGGCUUCUAGUGAGGGACCCCUAAGAUGUGACGAGAUCCGAGGGGGGCUGGGGGACCGCGGCGGCAGGCUGAAGGCAGGGGCCCUGCACGCCCCGCCUGCCCUUGGGCGUUCCCUCCCAGCUGGUCUCCUGUACCUUUGACCUGAGUUCCUCUUCAACCCCUGCGUCACUCAAAGUUAUAGCGGAGCUUUAUCAGUUCAAGUUUCUUGCUUUCCAUGAUACGUUCUUCUGAUGCAAUUUUAUAUUUUCAAAACAUGGCAAGUUAAAUAUAAAUUCAUUUAAAUAUAUAGUUUUGUACUUUUCUACCAUGUAAAUGUGCAAUGUAUAUAAAAGUUAUAAUGUGUAUUUGUAAAUAAAUGAUGAGUGAAAAAAUAAAAAAAUUUUAAAAAGCC
Messenger RNA from Phyllostomus discolor (pale spear-nosed bat), 2814 nucleotides. It is a transcript of the gene FST, whose product is annotated as follistatin. Gene Ontology annotation, biological process: regulation of BMP signaling pathway; multicellular organism development; cell differentiation. The transcript has 6 exons. Lineage: Eukaryota; Metazoa; Chordata; Mammalia; Chiroptera; Phyllostomidae. The record is from RefSeq and is a predicted model, not a curated record. Bases 377 to 1330 code for a protein of 317 amino acids. Gene Ontology annotation, molecular function: activin binding; protein binding.